GCCAGGCAUUGAGGAGUGAGUGUGGCCUGGAUUUCUGUCCCCUCUCCAUCAUCCCUUUUAUUUUACUCUUAUCGUGCUUUCCAGAAAGUCUGCCUGCUGGGAGAAUCGUUUUGACAGUUUCCCGUGUUGUCAGAUAGCUCCACAGAAUUCAGUUUCUGAGAACAGGCCAGAGGCAUGCAGUGACAUUGCAUAAUCCUCUUCUGAAGCCAGAGAUAGCAGCCGGAGAGCUCACGGGAGCUGUUUCACACCAAGAUGAAAGGAGCAGGCAUCAUGGAUGGUAUGCCCAAGACCCUCCUGGCCAGAGCGCUUUUUGACAACCACCCAGACUGCUCCUACGAGCUGGCUUUCUGCAGAGGAGACAUCUUGACCAUUCUCGAACAAAACGUGCCAGAAAGCGAGGGCUGGUGGAAGUGUUUGCUCCACGGGAGGCAAGGUCUGGCCCCUGCCAACCGCCUCCAAAUCCUCCCUGAGGCCCCCGCAGACAGGCCGUGUGCCCCUUUCCUGAGAGGCCUGGAAGAACCUCUUACCCGCUCCGAGGAGACCUACCAGGUGCCCACCCUGCUCAAGCCCCCGGCUCCAGGCCCCGUGUACGAGGACAUGAGGAGCUGGGUGGAGGGGCCUCCACCUGCCACCACCCAAGUCUACGAAUUCCCUGACCCACCGGCCGGGGCCAGGAUCGUCUGUGAAAAGACUCUAAGCUUUCCGAAACAGGCCCUCUUCACGAUGCCCAGACCUGCACGGGCCUCGUUGCCAACGCUGCCUUCUCAGGUGUACGACGUGCCUGCCCAGAGCCGGGGCCCCCCAGCCCUGAAGGAGCCAGAGAAGAGGCAAUUAUAUGAUAUACCCCCCAGCCCCCAGAAGGCAGGACUGGGUCCCUCGGCCAGCCCACUGAGUGGACAGUGCGCGCCCCCGACAUCAGCGAUCGCCCCGAGGCGAGGUGGCUACAGCACGUUACCCAGCCCCCAGAAAUCAGAAUGGAUUUAUGACUCACCAGUGUCUCCAGAAAAAGCCGAAGGCACAAAUGCAUCUCUGAGCAGCUUUGUGGAAGAGUCAGAGCCCCACCGUCCCCCAGGGCCCAUGUCCAGCUUCCAGAAUCCUCUGAACAGCAGAACAUGGUCCCACUAUCCGCACCUGCAUAAAAACGUGCCCAUGCAGAAAAAACUCAGCCUCCCCGAAAUUCCUUCUUAUAAAGCCCUGGCACCCAGGGACACAUUCCCCUUGGACGAGGGUGCUGGCUACAAGGUGCCUUCAAGCUUUCUGAUCCCCCGGGUGGAGCAGCAGAACACCAAGCCCAACAUCUACGACAUCCCUAAAGCGACACCGAGCGAGCCUCAGGCGGUGAACGAGCCGGGGAGAGCCGGCGGGGCUCCGGAGAUCGCCGCGGACCGCAGCUCCUCCUGGUUCUCGGGCCGGGCCCCCUCGCUGUGUCCGGACCCGGACCGGCUCUCCGUCUCCAGCUCGGACAGCAGAGCCAGCGUGGUCUCUUCGUGCUCCUCCACGUCCACGGACUCGUCGUCUGGCCCCUGCUUGGAGGAGUCAGGAAAGGAGCUCUCCUUGGACCCGGACUUGGCCAGAGAGACGGUCGCGGCUCUGCAGCACGAGGUGGCGAGCUCUGUCGCCAGCCUGAUGCUCUUUGUCAGCAGGAAGUGGAGGUUCCGAGACUACCUGGAGGCCAACCUCGGCGCCAUCCGCAGCGCGGCCGACCGCGUGCAAGAAUCCUUGAGAGCGUUUCUGGAUUUUGCCCGCGGGGUCCGUGGGACGGCCUGUAACCUCAGCGACACGAACCUUCAGGCCAGGAUUAGGGACCAGCUACAGACCAUCUCCAACUCCUACCAGAUCCUGCUUGGGACGAAGGAAAGCCUGGAUAGCUGCAAGUGGUCCUUGGAAGUCCUUGUGACGAACAAAGUCCAAAACAGCCCAGAUGACCUCGAGCGAUUUGUCAUGGUGGCGCGGAUGGUUCCAGAAGACAUCAAGAGGUUUGCCUCCAUUGUCAUUGCCAACGGGAGGCUCCUUUUCAAACAGAACUGUGAAAAGGAAGAUACCUUGCAGAUGACCCCCCAUGGACAACUGAAACCUGCAAAAUGCAUCCAGCUUCCCCAAAGGGAAAUUGAACCAUACGAAAGAAGUACUCCUUUUAAUAAACAAAAGGAAAAUGAACACUCCCCUGAGCUACUAAAGAAAAAUGGGACAAUUAUGUGUGAACCGAAGUCGUCUAACCUAGAAGAGACAGAAAAAGCCAUCUCGGAAGGAAGGUCGGAUGAAAACAAAAACUGGGAAGGACAGAAUCCUAGCUCCCUCAUCCUGCAACCUUUGAGUCAGCAGAAUCCUGAGAAGAGAUUCCAACUUUCUGAACACUGUCGGCUCUAUUUUGGGGCGCUCUUCAAAGCCAUCAGUGUAUUUAACCACAGCCUCAGCAACAGCCAGCCUCCCGAGGUCUUCAUCACGCAGAGCAAGCUGGUCAUCAUGGUGGGGCAGAAGCUGGUGGACACGCUGUGCAAGGAGACCCAGGAGAGGGACGUGCGCAACGAGAUUCUUUGCGGCAGCAGUCACCUGUGCAGCCUGCUCAAGAACCUCGCGCUGGCCACCAAGCAUGCCGUGCUCAAGUACCCCAGCCCUGCAGCCCUGGGACACCUCCAGGCCGAGGCCCAGAAGCUGGAGCAACACACUCGGCAAUUCAGAGGGACGUUAGAAUGAGCCUCCUUCCCCCUCCGUCUCCUCGUUAACCCCUUAGCCUCAGCUUUCCCAGCCCGACGUGUGCAACUCUGUCCUACAGGCAAAGCCAACCUGGGGAUGCACCAAUUAGUACACGCUGGUAUUAUCGAGUGGCUAAACAACCCCAGGACAUUGACUUAGCCCAGAGAGGUCCAGGUAUAAGAAAGAACUUUGCGGAGUUUUUAGCAUAGCCUGUGGAGUCAGUGUACGCAGGGAUGUUGUAGAAACCAAUUUUAUAUUGGUCAAAUGUAUGCCUGCCUUAAAAUCAUUCAUUCAGGACUUAUUUAUUGGGCAUCUACUUAUGUCAGAUUCUAGGUGCUGGGCAUAUAGCCGUGAACCAGAGACCUUGCCCUCAGGGAGCUUACAGUCUAGUGGGGAGAUAGACAAUAAGUGAUGAAGAAUUGCAUGCACAAAUUGUCAGGUGUUAGCAAGACGGUAAAGGAGGAGGGACUGAUUCUCAAAUGAUGAAUUUCUGUUGCAUCCAUUAGCAGAUGUGAUAAGUUUUUCAUUUUCAAUUGAAUUAAGUCUGUAAGAUUUGGUACAAAUCAUGUACCUGCA
Molecule: messenger RNA, 3270 nt
Organism: Neogale vison (American mink)
Lineage: Eukaryota; Metazoa; Chordata; Mammalia; Carnivora; Mustelidae
Gene: CASS4
Product: Cas scaffold protein family member 4
Exons: 7
Coding region: 253-2694 (813 amino acids)
Biological process (GO): cell migration; cell surface receptor protein tyrosine kinase signaling pathway
Cellular component (GO): cytoplasm; plasma membrane
Molecular function (GO): protein binding
Source: RefSeq, a predicted model, not a curated record